Pteronotus mesoamericanus is the source of this 2261-nucleotide messenger RNA. RefSeq names its product DNA polymerase epsilon 3, accessory subunit (gene POLE3). Gene Ontology annotation, biological process: leading strand elongation; DNA damage response; heterochromatin formation. The record is from RefSeq and is a predicted model, not a curated record. Gene Ontology annotation, cellular component: epsilon DNA polymerase complex; CHRAC. Gene Ontology annotation, molecular function: protein heterodimerization activity; chromatin DNA binding. NCBI's taxonomy places the organism in Eukaryota, Metazoa, Chordata, Mammalia, Chiroptera, Mormoopidae. The coding region runs from base 105 to 548 and encodes 147 amino acids. The transcript has 4 exons.
GGACGGAAGCCUCCUUGGAUCAGACCGUGGCGACGCGGGAAGUCCAGACGCUGUGGCUGUCUGAAGAGGAGGCCUGAGGCGGAGGUCCGAUUCUGGCGGCGGCAAUGGCGGAGAGGCCCGAGGACCUAAACCUGCCCAACGCCGUCAUCACCAGGAUCAUCAAGGAGGCGCUCCCGGACGGUGUCAACAUCUCCAAGGAGGCCCGCAGUGCCAUCUCCCGUGCCGCCAGCGUCUUCGUGCUGUACGCCACGUCCUGUGCCAACAACUUCGCGAUGAAAGGGAAACGCAAGACGCUGAAUGCCAGUGAUGUGCUCUCGGCCAUGGAGGAAAUGGAGUUCCAGCGGUUUGUUACCCCGUUGAAAGAAGCUCUGGAAGCGUACAGGAGGGAGCAGAAAGGCAAGAAGGAAGCUUCCGAGCAAAAGAAGAAGGACAAAGACAGAAAAACAGAUUCAGAAGAGCAAGACAAGAGUAGGGAUGAGGACAAUGAUGAAGACGAGGAACGGUUGGAAGAAGAAGAGCAGAACGAGGAGGAGGAAGUGGACAACUGAACAGGGCGAGGAGGCGGUGGCAUCUGGAAGGUGCCGCUCGGAAAGGUGGUCACGUUUGUGUGAAGCAGUUUUCCUACUCGGCAGAGCAGCCUUAGGCAGAAGAGCCUGAGAAGAUGGAAAUGAAAACUGCCUAGAAAUACCAAAACCAGCGCUUCCCAAACUCAGAGCAUCUGAGUAGCAGAAUCCUGUUUUGCUUAAUCCGUCGAGAAGUUACGACUUUUUUGGCAAGAGGGAUUCCGAACUGAUAAUCAAUUUAAUUUUGUUUACUUAUAUAUAUGAUUAGGCAGUUUCUGAUUCCCAGUUCCCUCCCACCCCCACCAAAAAUAAUAACUUCCAUGCCACCUGCUGUGUCCCAGAUCACAGGAGGCAGUCAAGGCUCAGGAAAAAUUGGGGCUUAGAUCAUGGACAGCCUGUUUGUACAGUAUUUGGCAAUAUUAGCUUACUACAUGUGGUAGAAAUGGCAUAGUUUUAAGUAACUGCUAAAAGGCUGUGGGAAAACAGUGAAAUCUGUGGUCUCUCCACUUGACAGUAACAUUAAUUUCAUUUUGGUUUCUACCCACCCGCUUGGCUUGGGGCCCUUCUAGGUUGCCUGUAGGCGUUUGACCUGUUGGGGCAGCUGCACUGUGGGCACAUACGCUUUUAAGUCCUUGGUGUAGAGUGGAAUUAGUCAAGAAAGCGUGCCAAGUCUUAUGCUUAACAAAUGAGAUGGUUUAGUCUUAGAUGCACCUCACUGCCUGCCACUGUGCAACUUUAGAAUCUGUUGUCACCUGGAAGGUAUAAAAUACCUUUCUUUUCCUGUAGUCAGUUUCCCAGACUUGUUACUGUGGCUUUUACAGCUUUUCAUUCUUCCAAUUCAUGAGAAGUUCCAAACUUUAUUUCUUCUAGACACAACUUUCUCCUUCUGUGCUUCCUACUUCCUGCCUCUCUUAUGCUCCCCAUUCCCACUCUCCCUCCUUUUCCCAUUCUGCCAGUCUGGGAACUUUGAUAACUUACUUAAUAUCCUGAAGUGCAGGUUCCUCUGCUUCUUAGUUCUAAUCUCAUGUCUUUUAAAAACGAUUUUGUAAGCAUCUGUGAACUGUAAGGGAAAUCUAACGGUGCUCAGGAAUCUAAUCCCCCCUCACCGCCCUCAACCAUCGCCUUUAACUGCUUCUAAGGUACCUGUGUUGACCUUUCUUAGGUUCCCCCCAUUUCCAUUUAGUGCUCCAAGCACUUUUUUGUUUGUCUCUAAGGCAGUUGACAGGUAGUGAAGUGUAGUUUGACACUGUUAAUUGUUAAAUUAAUACAGUGAAAAAUUUGUUGAUAAAUGAGUGAAUGUUGAGAAAAUGAUAGUGCUUUGUACAAAUAAAGGACAUUGUUGCUACAAGUGACAGGUCCUGUUUCAUCUUGCUUGUUUGUGGCAUGCUUUGGGGAACAUCUACUGAUUAUGCCCUGUAUAGUUUUGGGGCUCUGGACUGUACCCCACCUUUCUGAAAAUGGGAUCCUGCAACACCUUGGGUGACCAGCAGGUGCUGCUCAUUCACAGGCAAGUGAGCUGCUUUUCAGCCACCACAAGAGCUUUCCAUGGUUCUGCUGGACACCCUAUAUUCUAGCUGCUUAACAACUCCAAACAUUAUUGAGUUCCUGCUGUGUGUCUGGUGCUGUAUUCCCUAAUCUGCAUAGCUUUCUCAAAUCAUGAAUUUGAAAACAAUAUUUCACAAAGAUACAACUUCCAAC